UAAAGCCAAAUAACAGAGAAACCCUAAACCAUUCUUCAGAAAUAUCCUUAAUCGUUCUCUCUUAGUUUCAUCGUUUUUCUUUGUAUGUAUUGCUUAUCGAUUUUUGCUUGUAGUUGUUAUUGCCUGUCCAAAUUCCAGGUGAUGAAAAUUGGAUUUAAAACUCACGACGGUCAUCAGAGACUUUGUGUCGUUGUUGAUUCGAAAUCUAUUUUUUCUGAUGGUGUUUCUCUCUAUUAGCCGAUUUAGUUUUCAGUUUGUUUUAUUUUUUGAUUUCAUUAUUGAAUCACUUAUGAAUCGAGAUUGAGGCGUGGUGAUGAAAAAAGUUAAAUUCUUUCCGACUAAAUAUAUGAAUGGAUCAAAUAACCUCCUACUCAUUCUGAACACUGUAUAUCUCGAUCAUUAAGAUUCGUUUCUUUUUAUUGUUUUUCGAGUUGCGAUUCUAUGAAAAAUUUAGGAGUUAGGGUUAUAUUAAUUUUUAGUUUUUGAUCAAUGAUUUACGAUUUCGACACGAUGAGGAGAUUAAUUAAUGUUGAAUCAGAUCGACAGAUCUUUGAAACUUUACUUUCAAUAAGUCCUUUUCAUUCUGAGUGUCAAUAUUUCGAAAGUAAAUCCUUUUUCCCCCCUCUGGUUUCUAGUAUGUAAUUCUUUUUCAUAAAUUUAAUUGUUUGGACAAAAUAAUCUGAUUUUUGAUUGUGGCAUCUGCAUUGAGAAAUAAUGUCACUAAAAAAACAUAGGCAACAAUUGAGAAUCCAAAACAAAGUAUUGUUGUUUCUCCUUUGUGGCUGAAUUUACCAUCUUUGUUUAGUAUCGUAGCGAAUGAUUACCACUUAACUAAUGCUUUGAGUUUGUUCAAUGAAGUCCCAGGAAAUUUAAGUCAGAGGUUAAGGGGUUAAGUUUAUGAUUUUGACACAAAUCUUAUUUUCAAGCAUAAAGUCCUUUUGCAAUAAUUAAGAUUACGAGUUGUAUGCAACUGAAUUAUACUAUUUUCAAAAUUCUCUCUUAAGUCAAUUUUGAAUGCAUUGGUGUAGUUUAGUGAAAUAGUUGAGCUUCAACAAUAAUUAGAAGAACUUUUCCGAUUCUACGAAUGCGGUGCUAAAUUUUAUUUUUCUGAAGUAGAAUUAUUUUAUUUAGAUGAUAUAAGGUUAUUUUUCUGAAGUAGAAUUAUUUUAUUUAGAUGAUAUAAGGUUUACUCCCACGAGGAUAUGAAACUUAUUUCUAAUUAGGAUUAAAUUUAUAUUUUAAUCACAAAUUAUACAAUUCUUUAUACAAUUCUUUUAUUUUUGUUAUGUCUUAAUUCCUGGCCAGUGGUCAGUCGGGUCUCUUGAUCAGAUAUUUUCAGUUUUGACAAUCAAAGUAUUUGAAACUGAGAUCUGGUUAUAUCCAUUAAAAAUUUGAAAGCUAUCACCAGCAACCGGGGUAAAAAUUUGAAAGCUAUCACCAGCAACCGGAGAAUUCAAACACACAGAUAGACUUAUAUCUGAAGUUAAGUUGCACACUUCAAACUUUGUUUGUAGUAUAUAUAUUUGAAAGCUAUCACCAGCAAAAUCACCAAUGCCUGUGGGUAAGGAAUAAUUAUUGUAACUCCUAUGGUUAUAUCGGCUCUGUCAUGAGGAAUAUAGAUUUGUCUUCCUUACCGUGUUUACGAUUCUGUUUUAUAGCAUAGCGCCAUUGUGUAACGAAAGAACAACAUUACAAAACUAGUAACAUGCGGAAAAUGUAAUGAGGAAAAUCCAAGAAAUAUAAAUUUGUUUGGAAAAAAAAAACUUCCCAGACUUUUUUUAUCUGAAGGACAAAUGAAAAAACAGCAAGAGAAGAAACAUAUAAAAGAUCAACAUAUUAAUACUAAUCCUAUCAUAUUAGUAGUUUAAAGCUACUAAUGGGACAUGUAAACAUAGAGCUCUACGUCAAAUCUUUGUAUUCUAUCAGAUGGUUCUCAGAUUCCUAAGAUUCUCAGUUGACAGGGUUUAAACUCUGUUGCCAAAAAACCCCAUAUCAAACUCCCAUCUUCCACAAAAAAAUUUUCCCCAAACUUUCAAACUGUAAUGGCUUCUGAUACCCAAGGUACAAGUAAUGAAAAGAAGAUUCUAGUGGUCGAUGAUGAUAAUGGACAAAAAUCAACCAAUCAUGUUCAACGAGGACAGUGGCUUCGAGCUGCAAUUCUUGGUGCAAAUGAUGGAUUACUGUCCACCACUUCACUCAUGCUCGGAAUUGGUGCGGUAAAGGAGGAUCGAUUGUCCGUAAUUCUCUCUGGACUUGCUGGUGCUGUUGCAGGAGCUUGCAGUAUGGCUGUUGGGGAAUUUGUAUCUGUUUCAACUCAAAGAGAUAUUGAAGAAAUGGGUAGAACUCUGAAUUUUCAAACUAAGUUAUCAAAUCAGGAUCAAGAAUCACAUGAGAAUGUUAGUCGUACUAAUUUGGAUGUUUCACCUAAUAUAAUUCUUGGUGGAAGAAAGAGUGUAAUCACUGGACUCAAUGAAAUGGCUGCACUUUCACCAUUGACUUUGACAUAUGGGAGGAGCUUACAAUCUUUCUCACCAGGAAAAUCUCUGUUGACUAGGGUAAUUUCAGAGGAUGGCAUUGUAAAAUUGAAGAAAAAUGAUGAGAUCAUUGUGGCACUACCACAUCCAGCACUAGCUGCCUCAGCAUCAGCUUUGGCUUUCUUAUUUGGUUCAUUUUUUCCACUGGCAACAGCUUUGCUAAUUAAGGAGGCCAAAGCGAGAACUAUUUUGAUUCCUAUUGUUACAUCAAUAGCUCUAGCACUAUUUGGGGGGAUAGGGGCUCGUCUUGGUGGGUCGUCAGUCAGCAUUUCUGCUUUCAGAGUUGUUCUUGGAGGGUGGAUAGCCAUGGGUAUAAGUUAUGGAAUACUAAAACCUUUCCAUGUUGAAGAUCAAGAAACAGAUUCAACUUAGCACUGCUAUGGGCAAGAGUGCUGGAUUCAAUCAUGCUUGUGUUCUAGAUCAUACUAUAGGGAAUGAAAAACUUUGAUCUUACCUCACAAAGUUUAUAGUCCUUGCUUAGGACAACCUCUGUUUCUGCAAAAAGUGAUAGAAAACUUUUGCAGAAACGGAGGGAGAAUACAUUUAGUGUCGGAACUGAACCGUCAUCUUAUCAUGUACUAUAAGUAUCGUCCUAGCGUUUAACCAGCAUUAUGUAAUCUGCUACUUUCGAACUAGUUCUAAAUUUACACCUUGGUUAUGAUAAUGUUCUUAGUGUGUACAAGUAUUAGGGGAAGUUAUUUUUUAUGAUCUGCCAAUAUUAGGAGCCUCUUGUAGAGAUUAUCAGACAAAAAUGUAUUCCCUAAACAAGAAGAAAGUAACUAUUGUUUCUUCCGAUUACAUUAUACUUCUCGAAAGGAAGAAGCACACUCGAAGAAGCCAGAGCAAGAUCAAGUCUCCCAAACUAAGCUGAAGAAGCAGAGGCAAUAGCUACAUUGGAAGCAGCAAAGUGGGCAGUGGACAAUGGCAACAACAACAGAAUACAAUGGCAAUGUAUAACUGUGCUUCAUGAAGCUAAGACAAUGCCAUAACUAAUUACAGUUUUUUGGCCCUUAAGUUUACUCCGAGAGAAGCAAGACAACAGACUCCUUAGCUAAGGAAACAAAAACUUAUAAUAGAAAUGAAACCUGGAGCUCUAACUCUUCCUAUUGUAUUAGACUAAACCUUUUAGUAGAUAGAUCCAACAUUAGGCUAAAUGUGUCCAACUAUCCAGUAUAAGAUUACUCUACUAAUCUUUUCCUAUCAAACCUUUCUGGCCAGUUUGGCUACUCUUUUGAUAUAUUUGUCAUUCAUAUAAAAAACUUAUAAUAGAAAUGAAACCUGGAGCUCUAACUCUUCCUAUUGUAUUAGACUAAACCUUUUAGUAGAUAGAUCCAACAUUAGGCUAAAUGUGUCCAACUAUCCAGUAUAAGAUUACUCUACUAAUCUUUUCCUAUAAAAAACUGCACAAUUGUUUGGAAUUAGAUCCAAACUUAGUCGGCACCCACCAUGGCAGCAGUACUAGUUUUAAAGGUGUCAUUGGUGUUGUUCUAUGCCGGAAGUGAAGCAAGUGUCAACAAUAUAAUUAGACUGAAAGGAAUAACAUGCCUACAGGAGUGACUAAUGAGCUCAGUUUUCUAUUUUGAAACCAACCCAAAUCACAGAUACUAACAACACAAGUUCAGAACUCCUAUAAUGUAAAAGGGAAAGAACUACUCCCUCCGUACCUAUUAUAUAGGCAGAAUUUUGAUUUUUCUUUGUACCAUAGGCGGAGUCCUAUUUUCAAGAUGAAUUUUCUCACAAAUACCCUUAUUUGUUGUACAUAAAAGAUUGUGUUAGUAAUAAGACAA
Papaver somniferum (opium poppy) is the source of this 4321-nucleotide messenger RNA. Its product is annotated as vacuolar iron transporter homolog 4-like. Gene Ontology annotation, biological process: intracellular manganese ion homeostasis. NCBI's taxonomy places the organism in Eukaryota, Viridiplantae, Streptophyta, Magnoliopsida, Ranunculales, Papaveraceae. Gene Ontology annotation, molecular function: manganese ion transmembrane transporter activity; iron ion transmembrane transporter activity. Gene Ontology annotation, cellular component: membrane. The record is from RefSeq and is a predicted model, not a curated record. The transcript has a single exon. Bases 2043 to 2906 code for a protein of 287 amino acids.